Messenger RNA from Mizuhopecten yessoensis (Yesso scallop), 1799 nucleotides. RefSeq names its product probable S-adenosylmethionine-dependent methyltransferase At5g38100. The record is from RefSeq and is a predicted model, not a curated record. NCBI's taxonomy places the organism in Eukaryota, Metazoa, Mollusca, Bivalvia, Pectinida, Pectinidae. The coding region runs from base 195 to 1334 and encodes 379 amino acids. The transcript has 10 exons. Gene Ontology annotation, molecular function: S-adenosylmethionine-dependent methyltransferase activity. Gene Ontology annotation, biological process: methylation.
UUACUGGUCAGGUAAAACAUGAAUAAUUGUGUGCAGCACCGCCCAGCUAAAGGCACAGCCAUUGAAGAAGGAAUUGAGAAAUCAAACAGUGGCGGCAGCACAUAUAGGUGAUACAUUGUACAGGUAAAUGAAGAAUACACUCAGCCGUUCUACUCAGUAAACCAUCUGUAUCAGCUACAAAUACACCGAAGACAAUGUCGAGCUAUUAUCCUACAAUGAAGAUGGCGACCAGCUUUAGUGAUGAGAAGGACGACAUGUACAAUGUUCACGGCCACAUGGGCAAUAUCAGUCGGGCGGCCAUCUUAGAAAGUCUAAGAAGAAUACUUAGUUCAAGGCAAGCUUCCAAGACGGAACAUCCAGUCAACAUAGCAGAUUAUGGAACUGCAGACGGACAAGCUUCUCUGUCGCUCGUCAAUGAAAUGAUAGAUGUCAUACAAACAGAUCUGGGGAAGGAACAAGCCAUUGUCGUGUACUAUAACGAUCAACCGAUGAACGACUUCAAUCGGCUAAGCAAAGUCAUCCAAGGUAAUAGACAGGAUUCUGGACUAACUGUUGACAACCACGUCUAUUCGGUGAUCGUUCCUAUGACUAUGUUUGAACAAUGUCUCCCUGACAAUUCUCUGGACCUCGCAAUUUCCUCUGCAGCAACACAUUAUUUGUCCAAACAAGUUUGUCAAAUCAAAAACGGUGUUUUCAUUGAUGAAGCAGACGACAUUGAACAAUGUUUGAUGAAAGAACAAGCCAAAGCUGAUUGGAGGUCUUUUGUGAUUUCAAGGGGACGGGAACUAAAGCCUGAUAGUUUUCUUAUAACAACGAACUCAUCUUCAGAUGAAAAUGAUGAUGUAACAUUGCUUGUAGACGGGGGAUUUCCUUGUCUCGGGAGCAUCAUUUCUGAUAUGGCGAGAGAAGGCGUGGUUUCUCAGGAGGAGUAUCUUGCAACAAACUUGCAUUGCCACUAUCUGAGAAAGCUGGCUGAUUUUGAGGAACCGUUCACCAGUGCUCUACCGGAAGUAAGGGAACUUGGAUUGGAACUGGUGUCUGUUAAAACAACUAAACACUAUCCGCGACACCCAACGUUUGAUAUUGUCAACAAAGACGAGGCAGAAAAACUGGAAUAUUCCCGCACAAUAGUCGCUUCGAUCUACCCGUGGAUGCAUCACGUGCUUUACGGGGGAUUGUCUGUUUCCCGAACGGAGGAUGAGAAACAGACCAUCAUUGACCAAUUCUUCACCAGAUUUCAAACGUAUGCGUUUAAUCAUUCAGACCAUAAACCAUACGUGAUCUGCACAAAAGUAGUCAUGAAAAAAAAUUCACAUGUAAUGAACAACGAAUGAUACUUCUUUUUGUAUAUAUCGAAAAUGGAAAAAUUUAACCAUAGCAAGUGUAUAAUAAACAGUUAUUUACACUCAGUUGAUAUUUUAAAAACACAUAUGAUUCCAGCAGUAUAGAUUCUACUAUAUCAUGCAAAUGUAAUCAGUGUACCACAACGGCAUCAUAAUGUACGAAUGAACAAGGUGCUGCAGUUUUGUGCAAAUACAUUGUUGUAAUCUCUAUUCAAGAUCAAAAGAAAUUUGUUUUAUAGUUCAAACGACUUCUGUUCAAGAAUCGAAAAACCUAGAGUCAUCAUAUUCGUCUUUAGCUUGCUAGAGAGCUGCAAAGCUACAGUUGCGAAAAACCCAUUGCCUUACAUUCAAGGUUAUAUGGCAUUUGUUCAAAUGCUCAAAAGAGUUCUCUCAAGAACCAAAAGUCAUAAUGUCAUAAUAUUUGGACAUUGGCAAGCUGUUAUGAAGAGCUAUAUA